Corticium candelabrum is the source of this 2032-nucleotide messenger RNA. RefSeq lists its product as uncharacterized. The transcript has 6 exons. The coding region runs from base 133 to 1929 and encodes 598 amino acids. The record is from RefSeq and is a predicted model, not a curated record. Lineage: Eukaryota; Metazoa; Porifera; Homoscleromorpha; Homosclerophorida; Plakinidae.
GUCUCUCAGUUUCUCAUCGGCUCUCUCACCACAACUCGUUUGCUCGCCAUUAUCAUCUCUGACUCGGCCGUCUCGGCCACAGUCGAGUGUUGCUGGGACAGCAGCCAAGGUCGGAUCUCGCUGCUAGACGCGAUGGAACUCCACAAGCAUCUCGCCUUGUUUCUUUUCGUCUUGAGUCUCGAUUUAUCAUCAUCAGUCUCCCGGAAUGAUUUCUCGCUGACGAGAUCGGGUUACGCCAUUAGAACGCAGCAGGUCGGUCGACGACGACGAGGAGAGGCUGAUCGACAGGGCACGGUCGUUACAGACACGCAGAGUAACUGUUGUGAUGGGAGAGUGACCGUGUUGAAUGGCUAUCCGUCGUCGGAUCGGGCGCAUGUCGAGUUUAGGAGACACUCGUUUACAAUCAAGUAUGGAGAAUUUGCUACCGCGACGUUUCGUCUCUCGGAAAGAGAGAGUUUCGUUGUGCGUGUCGGAAAUUUGUCAGGUCACAGUGAUGUUGGUUAUCCUCUACCAUCUUAUUGCCACCUUUAUGUGGUUGUGUCUAGUCUGGCAGACAGGCGGAUCAAUAUCGAGCAUACUGUUUGGAAUGAGAGAGAGAAGGUUGAGGAUGGUAGAUUUUCGUUGGUGACGCAUAAUGGUUUGAGCGUUAUUGGAUUUCAUGUUAUUGCUUUCGAACCGUUGAAAGUUGGUACGAAUCGGCACAGUUUGCAUUUGGUUGCAAAUUUUACUACGACUGAUGUUCCACACGAGGCUGUCUUGGAUUCUGGGACGUAUGAAGUGAAGGUGGUUCGGUCUUUCUCAGUCAUGAACAUUGAUGAUUUUAAGAAUGAAAAAUCAAUUAGUACUCCUGUGUAUAUUACUUUUGAAUCUGGAAAGAGAUAUUUUGGAAGUGUUAUUGGAAAUGUGUCUAAUCAAAGUUGGUAUCCAGUGGAGUUCAAGAUGUAUCCAAAGCCAAUAAAACCAUCCCAUCCAAAGCCCACUCCCCCCACUAAAGUGCUACUACUAAAUGCUUAUCCACUGUCAGUGGAAACAGUAUCUUUGGAGCUAGAGCAGUAUGCUUUUCAACCUGUGAAAUAUCUUAACGGAACGAGAGGGACACUCUACUUGAAGAAGGGCGACAUGUAUCAGAUAGGAGUGGGCGAUAAUGAGCCGAAACUUAUAUACUAUGUGGAUCAAGUAGUUCCUUAUGUGAAUGGUACUUGUGUGAUUAUUGUGGACAGUGGAUAUGAUGGACAGGUGGAGCAUUUGAUGCACUGUGUGAACAGCUAUGAGAAAUACAAAGAAGGGUUGUCAUGGAUAUUUACUUAUAAUACUUUGAGAAAAUGCAGUUCACAAAUUGAUGUUAUCAUGUUGGGGGCGGCAUCAGAUUUGGUAUGUGAGAGCUGUUGCAAUCGAUUCUUUGCAGUAGCUCAUGAUUUGGAGUAUGGUUUUGUAAUGGAGGGUCAUGUUGAUCCCGGUGAUUACAAACUAAAGGCCUUUGAAGCAGGUUCAGUACAUUCAGUCAUGCUAUUCCAAAAUUUGAACUCAAUUGUGGAAGAAUCAGUGAUCCGUCUGUUGCCCGAGAUGUAUGUCACUGUGGCAGCUGGUAUUUGUGGGAACGACACCUUUCCACCAACUUUCUUCAGUUUCCCAACGAUGCUAGGCCAUGCACCAACAGGCAAGCAAGUAAGGUUUAGCAGUAUUACCAAGUGUACCAAGCAUGAAAUAAUGGACGAAACAACAGUAAUGCCUGACAAUGGAGGCAGUGUGUCUACUGAUCGGUCUAAAGAAUUAUCUGAAAACAAGUCUAAAAAUCCCGAUAGAGACGAAGUUCAAUAUGAAAACAAAUAUCGUGGAAACACAGCUAGGAGCAGUCCAAGUUUCGCACCUCUCACACUGUUCAUAGUUCUGACUUUAUCCGGGACCUUGCUAUUACUAGAGAUGAUUUAGCUUUAUGCUCCGUGCUGUAUAGAGACGAUGAGAGGAGCGGGAGGAUGUAUUUGAAAGAGUAGAGAGAACAAAUGUAAUAAAUGCAUGGAUAUUGGUUAGUUAA